Paramecium pentaurelia is the source of this 1218-nucleotide messenger RNA. The record is from the annotation of a GenBank genome assembly. NCBI's taxonomy places the organism in Eukaryota, Ciliophora, Oligohymenophorea, Peniculida, Parameciidae.
AUGAAGAAAUAAAGAUCAAGAAAGAGUUUUUCUUUGAAUGAUUCUAUUGAUGAGGAUAGAAGAAAAGAAGAAAUAAUUCAAAAACUAUUGGAAAGCAGUACAAAUUUAUAACCAAAGAAAUUGGCAACAAUCAAAUUUGAUUUAGAAGAAAAUGAGAUGCCAGUAGCAUAAUAAAUAUAAACAGAAAAUACAUAAUCAAAGAAUUAAAUAUUUAUUGAAUAUUUAACUCCUUCUGUUGUCAAAAAUAAUUUAGAUAUGGUAAAAGAAAAUCUUCAUAUUGUUAUUGAAGAAAGAAUAGAAGAUUCAAAAUGUCUUAAUUGGUCUUAAUUAAUUAUAGAAUUCAUAAAGGUAAUUGCAUUUUUCAAUGUCCUUCUUCAAUAGACAUGUUCAGGGUACUUUAGUAUGUGGUUUUAUUUGAUGUUUGUACAUGAUGUAAAUUGAAUUUCUUUAAUGAGAUCAUAGAAAUAGGAAUUACUAUUAAGAUUGUUAACGUAGUAUCAGCUAAAUAUGAAAGUAGACUUUCAAAGAAAAGACCUACUGUAAUAAAAAGAGAGUCAAAAUAUCCAAUGGCUGGAAGACAUUCGUAUUAUGGAUAAUUAUUAAAAGAAAUUGAAAAAUGGGAAAAUACAGUAUCAAUAUAAAAUGAUCCAUAACCUACUAGGGUUAUUUAAUAUGUUAAAUUGCAUUAAUACAAUGAAUUGUAUAAUAUUGUACAAUUAAUUAGUUUCUAUUUAUUGUUAAUUCUAUGGGGUUUAUUAUUAUUGGGAACUUAAUGUUAAUCUGAUAUUAUAAUGACUACUUUUCAUGGAUUCAUCUUAUUAGGAAUAAUAACAUUGUCAUUAAAACUUAUAUAUUAUCUAUCAUUUAAAUUUUGUAUAAGUGCAGUUGUAAUGAAUUACUUAAUGUUUGCAGAUAAAAAUUAAUAAAAUAAUGUAAUGAUCAUUUUUUAAUAAUAAUUAAGGAAAUUAUAGCAAAUAUACCUAAGCAAAUGAAAAAGAAUUAUGACUUUGAAAUUUGUUAUCUUUGUUCUUAAUAAAUAAAACAAAUGACUUCUUUUGUUGAUUUACCAUGUAAUAAAAUGUAAUAUAAUUAUAAUAUUAAAUUAGGCAUCGUUUUCAUGAAAAAUGUAUUUUAAAAUGGUUAUAAACACAUCUCUUUUGUCCAGUUUGUGUUGAACCAAUUGAUUUGAUGAAUGUAUAAAUGAGAGUACUAGCUUGA